AUGAAUUCUUUCACACUGCCGAAACGAAGACUCAAGAUGCAAUGUCACUCUCGACGAUACCACCGCGAUGCUCGCAACAGGGACGCGUCUGGGGCCUCUGAACUGUCUUCUGUCAAUGAAGAGCCUUCAAUGCCUAUUGGAUACCAUCGUUUUACCUUUCCCCAAAGCUGUAUUCUUGAUCGCAUCAUCGAAGAGCGUUGCAUCAGGUCUUUCGAAAAGGUUGACCGCAAGAAUCCUGCGAAUUUCCAUAGGGGUCUGAAGAUGACUUUGCAGAAAGCCGACACAACCAACAUUGUUAUCACUCUCGGAGAUGUCAUCCACUACCAGCGAGGUCUUGUUGGGAGGAACACCUGUGUCGUUACCGCUGAGGGUCCGGAAUGGCCUGGGAAGCAACUUGUAGUCAAGAUCAGCUGGCCGAGCAUCUAUCGCGACUCAGAGAAGAAGUUUAUUGAUGCCGCGAAGGCUAAAGCCCGGGAGAUGACCAGUAAAGGCAAGGAACACUGGGUCUUGGACCAUCUUCCAGAGAUUUUUCAUUCCGAAGAAUUUCAGUUCGAUGAUGAAGAUUCGCCACAGGGAAGACUAAGGAAGCUGUUGAUCGAUGCUGCAUAUGUGGAUGGGAAUACUUUUAUAUACGAUGAGCGUUUUCCUCGUAUUACUGUCUCCGAACGCCUCUGUUCCCUGGAUACCCUCAACGAUGUAAAGGAGAUUGGUCAGGUUUUUCUCGAUAUAUUGCAGUGUCAUCGAUGGCUCUUUGAUCACCCAAAGAUUCUCCACCGCGAUAUCAGUAUGACCAAUGUGAUGUAUCGAAGGAGACAUGGGCAAGUCUGCGGUGUCCUCAAUGAUUUCGACCUCUCCUCUUUUCUUCCUCUCCGAGAUGCCUCGUCUCUCCAUCGUACAGGUACUGCACCUUAUAUGGCCUGCGACCUUCUGCGUGCAACCGACAUCAGCCAUCUGUAUCGUCAUGAUAUCGAAGCCCUGUUCUAUGUCUUGAUGAUGCUCUGCUGUCAUUACGAGAUUGUGCGCUCUGACAAGGGGUCCACAAUGAAGGAAUUGAAAACGGAAAAGGGGAAGAAACCACCGUUUUCUGACUGGUUCGACCGAAUGAUGACGUGGGAAGCCCUAUCUAGGCAGAAGAGAUGCUUCCUAGCUGAGGACACGCCCAUUCCUACUUCGACAUCAUUUUCCGCCUUUCUUCCUUGGCUUCAAGACAUCCGGGUUGCAUUUGGUGAUGGUUUCCAUGCACGGACCAAAUCCAAGAUUCAACCCAAUCCGAAACGAAAAAUUCCUGCAAAUUUCAUUCCACCGAGUGAGCGUGAUCUUACAAAUCGUCCCAGCAGCAUCCAGGUCCCUGUGCCCUUUGACGACGAGACGCUUGGCGGAUAUGUUGUCUACUCGGACUUUUUGGCAACCAUGUCGGAUAUCGGCGGUCACUCUUUAGUCAUCAAAAACGUUCAGUAGUGAGGCCUAAGGUCUCGAAGGUUAAACAAGUGUAUAUUCACAUAGAUAGGCAUACAAAGUCGCAU
Molecule: messenger RNA, 1523 nt
Organism: Desarmillaria tabescens
Lineage: Eukaryota; Fungi; Basidiomycota; Agaricomycetes; Agaricales; Physalacriaceae
Exons: 2
Coding region: 1-1458 (485 amino acids)
Biological process (GO): protein phosphorylation
Molecular function (GO): ATP binding; protein kinase activity
Source: RefSeq, a predicted model, not a curated record